AUCGGAACACCAAUAAAAACGAAUGAAAGACCAAUAAUAGGUGUUCUUGCCCAGGAAGUGUAUAACCCGCCGCCUCAUAUAAACUCAUAUAUUGCAGCGUCCUACGUUAAGUUUCUGGAAUCUGCUGGCGCUCGUGUUGUGCCUCUGAUGUAAGAUAAAACACUAUAAAUAAACUGCCUUCACUGUAAACAUUCAGGGUUUAUUGAUCUAAAAUGAGAAACAGUGUUGUUUCUCCUUCUCCGCUUGCACCACAAACAUCGAGUUCGCAGUGGCUUUCUAGCGCUUUACACUGAGCAGUGUAUACCAUAGACAUAAUAAAUACAUAGACGCCUCAUUGGCCGCUCGACCGCACGUCAACGGCGCCGCCAUAUUGGUGCGGGCAACUCUCCAUAAAUCUCAUACCGGGACAGAAGAAAACAUACCUGACUCAGCGGCAGCUUGGGCAUCUACAGACCGUCGCACAUUAAUAACAACAGAUCUCGGGGUAUUAUCUUUCACAGCCAACUGCAAACAGGACAAAGCAAGCCUUAAGGAAAGCUGAAGAAAGCAUGUUUCCUGCAUUUCCUAGAGACUAGGCUACACCUCCACAGCCUAAUGUUGUAUUUGUACUCGUUAAAACCCAGAACAGCCCUGAAUGAAUGGCCAGAAUGACCCUGAUCAUAUUCAAACCUCUCUCUCUCCCCGAAACAGACUUCCAGGAGCAUUUUUUAACCUUUUCUUGCCCUCACAAACAUGGCGGACGUGUUGACGUAUCGCAGCAACGGACCGAAGCGGCCAAUGAGGCGUCUAGGAUAAAUAAGUCUGAUGAUGAGUACAGAAGGCUCUUCAAAUCCAUAAAUGGAGUCCUUUUUCCUGGAGGUGGAGUCAGUUUAGAAUCAUCCGGCUAUUCCAAAGCAGCUGGCAUUUUCUACAGACUUGCUCUUGAGGCCAAUUCAAAAGGUGAUUAUUUCCCUGUAUGGGGAACCUGUUUAGGAUUUGAACUUCUCACAUUGCUGACAAGUGGGAAGCUGCUGUUGUCCCACACCAACACUAGUGGUAUUGCCUUGCCACUGAACUUCACAGAUGAUGUUAGAGACAGUAGACUGUUCAAAGACUUCCCUGAAGACCUUAUGAAAUCACUGGAAACAGAACCACUCACAGAGAACUCUCAUCAGUGGAGUCUUACUACAAAGAACUUUACCAAGAGUGAGACCCUGAAAAAGUUCUACAGAGUUUUGAGCACCAAUACAGAUGGACAAAAUGAGUUUGUGUCCACAAUGGAAGCAUAUGAUUUCCCCAUCUAUGCUACUCAGUGGCAUCCAGAGAAAAAUGCUUUUGAAUGGACCCGUCACUAUAUUCCCCACACGCCUACAGCCAUUAAGACCACAUUCUACAUGGCUUACUUUUUUGUGAAUGAAGCUAGGAAAAGUUUUCACAGCUUUCCUAGUACAGAGGAAGAGGAAAAGGCUUUGAUCUACAACUACAAACCUGAAUGCACUGGACCUCAAAGUGCAUUUGAACAGAUCUAUUUUUUUGAUUAAAUGAAUUCUUUA
Molecule: messenger RNA, 1532 nt
Organism: Onychostoma macrolepis
Lineage: Eukaryota; Metazoa; Chordata; Actinopteri; Cypriniformes; Cyprinidae
Gene: ggh
Product: gamma-glutamyl hydrolase (conjugase, folylpolygammaglutamyl hydrolase)
Exons: 11
Coding region: 639-1520 (293 amino acids)
Biological process (GO): tetrahydrofolylpolyglutamate metabolic process
Cellular component (GO): vacuole
Molecular function (GO): gamma-glutamyl-peptidase activity
Source: RefSeq, a predicted model, not a curated record